Molecule: messenger RNA, 13149 nt
Organism: Lagopus muta (rock ptarmigan)
Lineage: Eukaryota; Metazoa; Chordata; Aves; Galliformes; Phasianidae
Gene: ROBO2
Product: roundabout guidance receptor 2
Exons: 30
Coding region: 1111-5826 (1571 amino acids)
Molecular function (GO): protein binding
Source: RefSeq, a predicted model, not a curated record
CGUGAAACCGCUCAUCCCGGAUCGGCUGGGCGCGGUGAGGGUCACCCUAGUGCGGAGGAGAGGCGUGGGAGCCCGCCGGCAGCUUGCUCCUAUCGCCGUCCCCAUCUCCCUACCCCGGGCGGAGAAGAACGCGUGGGUGUGGAGCGAGGCGCUUUAGUCACACCCCGCAGCCUCCUUCCCCAGGCAGCCUCGGGAGCCGCGCACAUUCUCCUCCCUCUCGCUGCCAGCCGGUGUGUCCGCGGCGGCAGGAGGCGGAGGGGCGGGAAGGGAGAGGCGAGGCGGGAGCCGGGGCCGCCCGGGAGGGAGAGAGGCGGCGGCGGCGGGAGGUCCCCGCAGCCACUCUGUGCUGCACGCAGCCCGCCGCCACCGCUGUACGGCAGCAGCUGCUCCGCGGCGGAGUUGCUGCCCUCCAGCAGUUCCGCUCCGGUUCUUAGCGAGGAGGGAGGCGUAGGAGAGAAGUGCUUUAUUUCGAGGGGAUGCUGAGAAAGCCGUUCCCUCCUGUAGCACGUUGCCUGGGCGUUCCUAUUAUGGAAGUUAAGUGAGAAACUCCGCAGCUUGAACUGAUUUGGGAGAGAGAGAGAGAGAGAGAGAAAAAAGGGGUAGGGCGAAGGGAGAGGAAAGCAAAAUAGCCAAACCAAGCCAAUGGUUUUCCUGCAAAGUGCCAGGAAGUUUGCGGAACACUUUCUAGGAAUCAGGUCCUUUCUCAGAGCCUCUCCUUGUCUUCCGAAGAAAGAGCUUGCUUUUGGAUUGCCAUGGAGCCUAAAGAGAGCCUUAGACACACUUGAAUAAUUCCUCAGCUUGGGCUGGAUUGGUGGGAAUUUAGGAAGGAGCGCGUGUGCGAAGCAGAAGCCUUCGGAGCUCGCUGCCUGCUCUAAUCUGUAUGGAUCUAAAAGUGUCACAUUCAAGACCUUUCCAUCUGCAGCUUUUGAUUGCAAGAUUUCCCUUUCCGCUUUAAGUAGCUGCUAGGAAACUGAAAACUUUUGGACCUACCUCUCGCUGUUUUUGGAUACUUUUUUUUUUUUUUUUUUUUUUUUUUUUUUUUUUUUUUUUUUUCUGUAUCUCUGUGGAAUUGCUCUAGCAAACGAUCGGGAUUGCUUUUAAUAUGUCAAAAUGGGUCUGCUGACGCCACUCCUGCUCUUUGGAUUUGCAUUUUUUCAAGUCUACGGAUCCCGUCUCCGCCAAGAGGACUUUCCACCACGGAUUGUUGAGCAUCCUUCAGAUGUGAUAGUCUCUAAAGGAGAACCAACAACCCUGAACUGUAAAGCUGAAGGACGGCCAACUCCUACUAUUGAAUGGUACAAAGAUGGAGAGCGAGUGGAAACAGACAAAGAUGAUCCUCGCUCCCACCGUAUGCUGCUGCCUAGCGGAUCUUUAUUUUUCUUACGUAUUGUGCAUGGACGCAGGAGUAAACCUGAUGAAGGAAGUUAUGUUUGCGUAGCAAGGAACUAUCUUGGAGAAGCUGUGAGUCGCAAUGCAUCUCUGGAAGUGGCAUUGCUACGAGAUGACUUCCGCCAAAACCCUACGGAUGUUGUGGUGGCAGCUGGAGAACCUGCAAUACUGGAGUGUCAGCCACCUCGUGGGCACCCUGAGCCUACCAUCUACUGGAAAAAAGAUAAAGUCCGUAUUGAUGACAGGGAAGAGCGGAUCAGUAUACGUGGUGGGAAGCUAAUGAUCUCCAAUACACGAAAAAGUGAUGCUGGCAUGUACACUUGCGUUGGAACCAACAUGGUGGGGGAACGAGACAGUGAUCCAGCAGAGCUGACUGUCUUUGAGCGGCCCACGUUUCUCAGGCGACCAAUCAACCAGGUGGUGCUGGAGGAGGAGGCCGUGGAUUUCCGGUGCCAGGUGCAGGGGGACCCGCAGCCCACCGUCCGCUGGAAGAAGGACGAUGCAGACCUGCCAAGAGGAAGGUAUGACAUUAAAGAUGACUACACUUUGCGCAUCAAGAAGGCUAUGAGCACAGAUGAAGGCACCUACACAUGCAUUGCUGAGAAUCGAGUUGGAAAAGUGGAAGCAUCUGCUACCCUUACUGUGCGAGCUCGCCCCGUUGCUCCCCCACAGUUUGUGGUGAGACCACGAGAUCAGAUUGUAGCCCAGGGUCGAACGGUGACUUUUCCUUGUGAAACUAAAGGAAAUCCCCAGCCAGCUGUUUUUUGGCAAAAAGAAGGAAGCCAGAAUCUGCUCUUCCCAAACCAGCCUCUCCAACCCAACAGCAGAUACUCAGUAUCACCAACUGGAGACCUCACUAUUACCAACAUUCAACGGUCUGAUGCAGGCUACUACAUUUGUCAAGCACUGACGGUUGCUGGAAGCAUUUUAGCAAAGGCUCAGCUGGAGGUUACUGAUGUCUUGACAGAUAGACCUCCACCCAUCAUCCUCCAGGGGCCUGUCAAUCAGACAUUGGCAGUGGAUGGAACAGCUCUGCUGAAGUGCAAGGCUACUGGUGACCCGCUUCCUGUUAUCAGUUGGUUAAAAGAAGGCUUCACUUUUCUGGGCAGAGACCCUCGAACUUCCAUACAGGAUCAGGGAACCCUUCAGAUUAAAACUCUGCGGCUGUCUGAUACUGGAACUUACACUUGUGUUGCAACAAGUUCAAGUGGGGAAACAUCAUGGAGUGCUGUUCUGGAUGUGACAGAGUUGGGUGGAGCAACAGUCAGUAAAAGUUAUGACAUAAAUGACCUUCCUGGGCCACCAUCCAAACCUCAGGUCACUGAUGUAACUAAGAACAGUGUCACCCUGUCCUGGCAACCAGGGACCCCUGGAAGCCUACCAGCUAGUGCAUAUAUCAUUGAAGCUUUUAGUCAAUCUGUGAGCAAUAGUUGGCAAACAGUGGCUAACCACGUGAAGACCACUCUCUACACUGUGAGAGGACUGCGUCCCAAUACAAUCUACCUGUUUAUGGUGAGAGCUAUCAACUCACAAGGUCUGAGUGAUCCCAGCCCUAUGUCAGAUCCUGUCCGAACACAAGAUAUCAGUCCACCAGCACAAGGUGUGGAUCACAGGCAAGUCCAGAAGGAACUGGGAGACGUCAUUGUACGCCUGCAUAACCCCGUUGUGCUGACACCCACAACAGUUCAAGUUACCUGGACAGUUGACCGCCAAUCGCAGUUUAUUCAGGGCUACCGAGUAAUGUACCGCCAAACAUCUGGCCUACUGUCUCCAGCUGUAUGGCAGAAUUUGGAGGUCAAAGUCCCAACAGAGCGCAGUGCUGUUCUAGUCAACUUGAAAAAAGGAGUCACUUAUGAAAUUAAAGUUCGCCCGUACUUCAAUGAGUUUCAAGGAAUGGACAGUGAAUCAAAGUCUGCUCGUACCACAGAGGAAGCUCCAAGUGCCCCUCCUCAGUCUGUUACUGUCCUGACAGUUGGAAACCACAACAGCACAAGCAUCAGCAUCUCCUGGGAUCCUCCCCCUCCAGAUCACCAAAAUGGAAUCAUCCAGGAAUACAAGAUCUGGUGUCUAGGUAAUGAGACUCGAUUUCAUAUCAACAAAACAGUAGAUGCAGCCAUUCGAUCUGUAGUAAUAGGUGGCCUGUAUCCAGGUAUUCAGUAUCGUGUAGAAGUUGCUGCAAGCACCAGUGCAGGUGUGGGAGUGAAAAGUGAGCCACAACCGAUAAUAAUUGGAAGCCGUAACGAAGUUGUCAUCACUGAAAAUAACAACAGCAUAACUGAGCAAAUCACUGAUGUUGUCAAACAGCCUGCCUUUAUAGCUGGCAUCGGUGGUGCAUGUUGGGUAAUUCUGAUGGGUUUCAGCAUCUGGCUGUAUUGGCGCAGAAAGAAGAGGAAGGGGCUCAGUAAUUAUGCUGUCACGUUCCAAAGAGGAGAUGGAGGACUAAUGAGCAAUGGAAGUCGACCAGGUUUGUUGAAUGCAAGUGACCCCAGUUAUCCUUGGCUUGCAGACUCUUGGCCUGCCACAAGUCUGCCAGUUAACAACAGCUCUAGUGGACCCAAUGAUCUUGCCAAUUUCAGUCGUGGAGAUGUGUUGCCACCAGUGCCAGGGCAAGGAGAUAAAACUGCUACUAUGCUUUCUGAUGGAGCCAUUUACAGCAGCAUUGACUUCACGACAAAAACUAGUUACAACAGUUCCAGCCAAAUAACGCAAGCUACGCCAUAUGCCACCACCCAGAUCCUGCAUUCCAACAGCAUCCAUGAGUUGGCAGUCGACUUACCUGAUCCUCAGUGGAAAAGCUCAAUUCAGCAAAAAAAUGACCUGAUGGGAUUUGGCUACUCUCUACCAGAACAAGGCAAAGGCAACAAUGCCUUGCUUUACAUCCCUGACUACCGCGUGGCUGAGGGAUUGGCUAAUAGAUUGCCACACAACCAGUCACAGGAUUUCAGCACCACCAGCUCCCACAACAGCUCCGAAAGGAGUGGCAGCCUCUCAGGUGGCAAAGGAGGGAAAAAGAAGAAAAGCAAAAAUACUGCCAAGCCUCAGAAAAAUAAUGGUUCAAACUGGGCCAGUGUUCCCCUCCCACCCCCUCCUGUGCAACCGCUCCCAGGCACAGAGCUGGAACACUACGGGGUAGAUCAACAAGAAGCAGGAUAUGACAGUGAUGGUUGGUGUCCACCCUUGCCUGUUCAGACCUACCUCCAUCAGGGCAUGGAGGAUGAGCUUGAAGAAGACGAUGAUCGUGUUCCCACACCUCCUGUGCGAGGAGUAGCUUCAUCGCCUGCGAUCUCCUUUGGGCAACAAUCAACUGCAACACUCACGCCUUCUCCACGAGAGGAGAUGCAGCCAAUGCUUCAAGCCCACCUUGAUGAAUUAACCAGGGCCUACCAGUUUGAUAUAGCAAAGCAGACAUGGCACAUCCAAAGCAAUACACAACCUCCUCAGGCACCAGUUCCACCCCUCGGAUAUGUAUCUGGAAACCUUAUUUCAGACUUGGAAACAGAUGUUCCAGACGAUGAUGAGGAUGAUAUCGAAGAAGAAACUCUAGAAAUCAAUAGGCCACUGAGAGGUCUAGAGCAUACUCCAGGCUCCAGUAUGGACAAUUUAGACAGCUCUGUGACAGGUUCAAUGGUAAAUGGAUGGGGUUCUGCGUCUGAUGAGGACCGUAACUUUUCUAGUCAUAGAUCUAGUGUAGGUAGCUCCUCAGAUGACUCGAUCUUUACCAGCGGCAGUUUUGCACAAGCACUGGUUGCAGCAGCAGAUAAAGCUGGUUUUAGGCUGGAUGGAACCAGCCUGACAAGAACAGGCAAAGCAUAUCCUUCCUCUCAGAGACCUCGGCCAAGCAGUCCUUUUUCUACUGACAGCAACACCAGUGCAGCUGUCACUCAGAGUCAGAGGCCGAGGCCCACUAAAAAACACAAGGGAGGCCGGUUGGACCAACCCCCCUUGCCUCAUCGUAGGGAGGGAAUAACAGACGAUCUUCCACCACCACCUGACCCACCACCUGGUCAGGGUUUAAGGCAGCAAAUAGGCCCGGGCCAGCGUGGAGGCUCGGCAGAGAGGAAAGGAAGCUCUCUUGAGAGGCAGCAUGCACCCAGCGUAGAUGACACAAAGAGCUCCCUGGACCGGCAAGCUAGGACAUCACUAGAGUGGCAGCGGCAAACCCAGGAGUGGAUAAGCUCUGCAGAACGCCAAGAGGAUUUCAGGAAAGCCCAACACAAGCAAGCAUUUGGAUCAGAAGAGGCGUUGGUACCAUAUAGUAAACCCAACUUUCCAUCCCCUGGCGGCCACAGCUCUUCAGGAACAGCUUCUUCUAAAGGAUCCACUGGACCUAGAAAAGGUGAAGUCUUGCGAGGAGGUCACCAACGCAAUGCCAGUGACCUUCUCGAUGUAGGCUAUGUGGGAUCAAACAGUCAAGGACAGUUUACUGGUGAAUUAUAGUAGUUGAGAAGACACAUUGCAAGCUGCUCUGAUGGGCCAUCAGGGCUGAACUCAUGGAAGUGAUGACACUAAACAGUGCAAUGAACAUUUUCUUUAUUUAUGUACUAUUAAAAGAACUGUAAAUGCAAUGUAAAGACACACAGCCACAUAUCCCACAGAUACUUGUGUUCUUCUCUUUAUACACCAUCCACCUUAAAAUAUUCCUUGUCAGGAGUAUACAAAAAGAAAAAAAAAAAUCACCCUCCAGGAUGAAAAGAAUUUCCUUCUGUAUAUAAUUUCUUUUGUUGCAUUGCUAUGCAAGUUCACCUUCUUUUUAGCUAUGUUCAUAUUCAUGUCUGUUUUUAUUGGUCUGUUGUACUAUAUGUGAAUUAAUAGGCUGUGGUGCCAUAUAUUAACUUUUAAUUGUGUAACUUUUAUGUUUAAAGUUUGCACUGCAAUUUUAUUUGGUGAUAAGCACAAAACUCUACUCCUCAUGACAUGAAGAAAAAAAGAGACUGAAUGUGUGAAGAGGGUUUACGUACUGUAAGCUACUUUGGAUAAUGCUGGAUGUAAAGGAGUAUGUUAGGUGGUUUUCCAUUGGGGUGUAGAAAUGAGAAAGUGACAGGCAAAAAUGAUGUCAGUAAAGACAUUAGAGACAGAUUUAAAUCUUUUAAAAGCAGACAACAUAGUUGCUCUUCCUAUCUAAGAAGGGGUCAGAAGUUGGAAGUUUGAGUUUCAAGAGUGAGUAUGAAAAUUAACAGUAGCAUGAGAUGGCCUAGACCCUUUCACUAGAAUGAUUCCCUUAGUAUCUGUUUUUAGCCAUCCAAUGCCAUUAAGUAAAGGUAAAGAAAAGCAAACCUUGCUACAAACAAAAGAAAUUAAGGUGUUUCACUAAAGCUGUUUUAUAUUGCAGUUUUGAAAGAAUUAUUAUCAUUAAUUUCUGCAACCCAAAAUGUAAGUCAGAAAUUUCCCAGAAGAAACAAACAGUAUAAACUCAAGGAAUACCUAGUACGUAGUUAAGGAUGCAAUCUAUUAUUAAAACUUAUUCAGGCUGCUUCUGAAAAAAAACUAAAUGUCAGAGUAUUUUAUUUCAUCUUUCCAAUACAUGUACAGUACAAUAGUAAAUAGAGCUGCACCACUGAAAUUCAUGACAUUAAUUGUUUUGAUGCAGUCUAGACAAACCUUUGUGUUUUGUUACCUGAAGUCUGUGAGAGCUGAAGCUGAUUUCACUAAAUUUUUAGUGUUUAGAAGGACGUAACAGUCAAAUUAUUGUUUUAGGAAUAUUUUCUGCGAUGCAAUACAUUCAAAAAGUUGGAUGCAAGCAAAAAAAAUCCUUGAACUGUUUUUUUAGUGAGUGGCUUCACACCCUACUAUAAUGAGGAAAUAAUGCAUGUUUAUACUCUUUUUGAAUAAACCAAAGUCUGUAAGUGGACAUUAAUGACAACAUUCUGUCUCUUCAUUAGUUUUCAUUACUCUGUUCAAAUCUUCUGUACCUCUCAAAUCUCAAUGACUGAAUUGUCAAACUUUUCUUAGAAUGUUGUAUAUAGGUAUCACCCUCAUUUGCUUAAUUUAAAUUUUGCAUCCUAUAGCUUAUUUCUGUUAGUCUAUUUCUGACCAUGAACAUUUUUCCAUUUGAAUACCCUUUUCAUAUAAUCAGUCUAUGUUGUUUUAUAUAUUGCCUUGGAGCUCACCAGUAUUAAGGACACUUUUAGUAAUGGCAGAAUUUUAGAAGAGUAAAUUUCAAUGCUAAAUAUGUGUUGCUUUUCAUGUCAUUAACUCAUUCCAUGAUAAGAUAAAACACGACAGCCAUCAGCUAUAACUCAGCACUAUCAAAUAUUAAAGAAAUCAUAGUUAACUUCCUUAAGGUCAAGACUGUUAUUUAGCAGGUUACGAAAAGAGUUGGGAGAAAUGAAUGCAUUUGUCUAUAUAACUGACCAAUGAGUAUAUGUAAUUUACCUGCUUGUUUAAUCACUAUAGUUAAAACCAUUAUUUAAAAAUGUGCAAAAUUGUUCAAGCAAGACAAAGAAGGCAUCAUACAUACACAUGUAUGUUUUCUUUACUUUGUUAUUAUCAUAUGAAGAGAAGAUUAUUCAGGGUACAAUUCAAAUUGAAUUCUCUGAAAAAAGUGUUUAACUAGUCACCAAGGGAAUAGUUCUCUUAAUUUGAAAGCUUGUGCUGAGCUUUGGUGGAACACCUUACUCACUAUAUCCUAUUUAAAAUUCAGUAUCAUUAGAAGUCGAUGAAGCCAUCCCAAUUACUUUCAAAUAUGUGUUUUAUCUCUUCUACUGGAAAGUAAAUGUGUGUCAGUAUUAAAGCUGUGCAGUACCAUGAUAUUCACUAACUUGUCCAUCUGCUUCUGUACAUUUUUGUUCAUUAAUAAUUUGCUUACAAUAUUACAUAAAGUGUUGUUGUGUAUCGCAAAGUGUCUCCAUUAUCUUACAGGUGAUGUCUCUUCUUUUUUUUCUCUCUUUUCUAUACAGUGUACUUCCAAUGAACCACAGUACAUAUUUUUUAAAAUGCCAUUUAAUUUACUAUUUUAAAAGAAGAAUUCUUCUUUUUUUAAAAAAAUGGAAAACAUUUAUUGUGAAUAAUGUGUUUAAAGAAAAGGGAUGUUGUGGCAGCACUUAGAAUUGUUUUUUAAUUUGUUUUUUUAAAAAAUAUUUAUUGGCUACAGUUUGUUCACGAAAAAGUAUGACCUCUUAAUGUGUUUCAUUGGUAUUGUUAGUGCAGCAAAGUUUAAUUGGCAUAAAAAGUUGGUUAAUAGUCCUGUUGAAGUGUGUAUUGUAUAUUUACUGGGGAAAAAAAAUAAAACAUACUCACAUUUCAAAUCUAUGUUAAAAUAUCUUGAGUAAGGAGUCAAUAUGUGAAAAUCCAAACUGGUAACAAUCAGGCAAUAAUAACAUAGACUGAACUAUAAUCAUCACUGUCCACUUACAGGUAACAAGGAUCAUUUUAUACCCUGCUUUUUGAACUGUGUUAAUAGCUGUCUUAUAAAUAGCUCAAUGGGAAACAUCAUCUGCCAUAGGGAUUUCUCAUGAAGCUCCUCUCCACGUUGGGAAUAGUUGUACCAAUGUAAUUACACUGAUACAGCUAUUCUAGUGAUACAGCCUCCAUUUGCAUACAUACUGUGUCAGUGUACAGUAAGGGCUGCAAACAUAUGGUGUACCUUGCUUAAAGCCCAUAAUCUAGUAUAUAUAUAUAUAUAUAUAUAUAUAUACACACGUGUUCAGUAGUUGAGCACCCCCUGACCUGUGGGGUUUUGUACUGGUGGAGCUACUACCAACCCAGAAUAGGGUAUCCCCAGGAUGUGCAUAGAUGCUACAUCAAAUUUUCUCAAUCUUUGCUUGAACAUAUGCUCAAUUUUAAAUGUGGGAGGGCUGAAGAAUCGAUUAAUAAAUUAUUCCAUGUACUUCAGUGGUGUAUUGCUGCCAUACCAGUGAUGCAAACAGACAUUUAUUUUUUGUUAUUUAAUGUUUCUCAAGUCCUUAUCCUGGUCAGUUGACCUUUUGAUUAAAUUUUUGCUCUCACCUGAAAUACCACUGAAACAGUGUUCCCUGGGGAAGAAAAAAAAAAAAAAAAAAAAACAUGGAAUAUUUUAAGUAUAUUGAUUUAACAAUAAGCCAAUGUAAAAGGAAGACAUGACUGUUUAAAUAAUACUAUGCUGGCUUAUGCAUUGCCAGUCAGGAAAAAAGAUGUGUUCUAAGGUUGGGAAAGAGUCCUCACAGUUGACAGAGAAAAGAUGCUCAGGUUGGGGGAGAUUCUGGUAGGAACUUUUUAAAAUACAGGCAACUCUUUUUCUACAAUUUAUGCACUUUUUUUAAAUUAUUAUUAGCUUGUUUUUAUGACUGAUGAUCUUUAGGAAAUUUAGCGGGGGGAGAUAGAAAGAAAAAAAUGUUGGCUAGCAAGCAGUUUUUGGCCAUCAAGGCUCUGCACACAUUGCACAGAAGAGUGGCAUCCAACCACUUUGCUCUAUUUUGUGUCCCAGCUUUUGUUAGAUGAGCCUCUCACUAUGCCAACUGCUUCCAAACCCAAAAUAAUAGCUAUAGCUUAAAGAUACCUGGUGGGACCCAGAGAUGUAGGGCUGUGCCUGUGUGCUAUGAAUGUGGACAGUUACUGGGUGCAUGGGGAGAGCUACCUCUGAGCUCUGGCACUGGUGUGAGAACUAUCUUACUCUCUGCCUCUAUUUGACUGUGCAGCUACAUCCAGGAAAACCUCAGCUCUAGUUGUCUAUAGCAUGCCACAGUAUAGCAGUGUCUUUUCUAGUUUGUGACUCCUCAUUCAGUCUAUUACAGACCAUCCUCAAUUCAAUGCCUGCCUCUCACCACAUGAUCCAAGGACUGAAAUUGCAUAUGCUGACAUUUAGGCCACUGAGGUUGUUGUUGCAAUCUAUGCAGCAGAAUGAAAAACAACAACAACAAACCUUGUCACUUCAACAUGAACCUUUUAAAACAAUCCUCAAAAAAAUCAUAGAAAACAAAGCAUUUGAGAUGUAUGUGUUUGGUUUUGCUUUGAUUCUAUUUCAUUUUCUUGGGUAUCUUUUCUUAGCUACCAUCAGACUUUCUUUCUCACAAGCUGCUAAACUCUCCCUCCCCCAUUCUCUAGCAUUGAAUAAGUUAUGACAUUAGAGAAUACUUACAUUUGUGUAAUUUCUGUGUUACAACUAUCAACAGCAAGGUCCACAGUUGCAUUCACUUCAAUUGGUCAAAGUCAGAUGGGGAAUUAAAUGUUUGGGAUUUUUUUUCUAAAAAGGCCUGCAGCUAUUUGUGCUGAUAUUUGCUCCCCAUUUGUGCUGAUCACUGCACCUUUUGCCUUCAAGGAUGCCAUUAGUAAUUCUUGUUUGCGUUCAAAAGCAGGAAUCCAUUGUGCAGCACUUGGAGAGCCACUCGGAUGCAGGUAAAAAAUAUAACAGCUUGAGCAAGUGCUAAUUAGAGCCAAUUAAACUUAAUUGACCUCCUUUGGCAGAAAAAUGUAGAAUAGAACUUGCUCUGUCCUUGCAAAAUGAAGAUCUUGCUCUAAGCAUGAGUGUGAGGCUCAGUUUCAUGUAUCAGGCUGUAGCAAUUACAUGAGUAUAACAACCGGGAGGAGGCUCGCUCCUUUUUUUUUUUCUAGUAACUUAGAUCUGCUCUAUCAAGGUGCUGCAAUAAAAGUAAGAUUUCUGGUUCACUCUAUUUAAAAGCCUAAUUUUUACAGAGCAAAUGAGCAUCCCAAGAUACUAAUGCUAAUCUCUAGGAGUGAAUUGGCAGAAAAGUACAGGAUUUCUUUAGUAGGUAAGUAAUGGCGUGAGCACAAAGAAGCGAUUCAGGUUGGAAACAGCUCUGCUGAGAGGCUGUAUCUGUGCUAAGCAGUAGGUGCAUGCCACAGUGUGCCUGGAUCAGUGCCUUGUGCAUCUGCCUACAGUUCAACACAGCUCCUGCUAUGCCUUCCCUUGAGGUGUCCUUCUAAGGACUUCUACUGGGAGAAGGCUCACCAGACCCACCCGAGGUUGUGGUGCCGUUGGGCUGGGCUAAUGGGGAGCACGUGUGCACCACUGCCAUGGGUGUCAGAGUGUAGCCAGAGGUAUCAAAAGAAACGUGAGAAGAGAGGGACAAUGAAGGGUGGGAAAUGUAAAAUUGUAUGAAUUCGAAGGCAUGGUAAGUGCUAAACAACCGAACUCUAUGAAAGGCCCGUAUCCAGCUUCAGUGGCUGCAUUUUGCUGGUGUCAUUAUUUAUUUAUUUUUCUUAAUCAGGAACUGAAUGCAACUGAUUUUGCUGCUGACUUGGCCUUACUAUUAACAGCAAUAAAGGUGUUAGUCAGGUGGGGACUUCGAUGUGACCAAUAGCAUCACUCUUGCUUCAGGGAAUGUUCUUGUGCUGGCUUGUUAAUGAAUUUCUUUCCUAAUGAGUAUCAUUAAAAACCCUUUGAUUAGCUAUUUGUGUGAAUGCCCUUCCUUUUUCCUCUGAGCUGCUACUAGCACAAGUGGUAGCAGGAUUUUGCCCUAGGCAGAAAGCAUGCAGCUAUAUUCCUUUCCUCAUGAAUACAACUCUAAGGUGAACUGCAGUAGGAGAAGGGGGGGGAGGGAAUAAAAAUAAAAGCUCACAGAUGAGUUGAAGUUGCUAUCUACAUAUGUAGAACCUGAGCAGGCACUAACAUUCAGAUGAGGCUGCCAUUAGGGAAAUGAAGAGCAAUAGGUAGCAAUGGCGAAACAUGUAAUAAUAAUUUGCAUACACCCCGAGAGCCAACAGGCAAAGAAACAAAUAAAGCUGUAACCUGCGGAAAGGCAGUGCCAGAGAACAAAUGGACCACAGGAAGCAAACAAAAAAUGCUAUUUCAUAAAAUGCAGCAAAAAGCCUGGAAAAUAAAAUUAAAACCAAAACAAGGCAUUUCACAUCCCAGACCCCUUAAUGAGAUAUUGAUGGCAUAGAAAUUGCCUACAUCUAUGCAAGACAAAAGAAAGUCUGAGAAGCACAAAAACAAUUAGGAAACAGAUUUGGCAAUCUAGGGUUUAAUAGAAAGAGAUGUGUCAUAGCAGAGUACAAUUAAUCACCAACUGCUUGAAAUGCUUUCUUCUCCUGAGCUGUUGUAGGCCUUUCUUUGUCCCUUCUCAUCUAAAAAUGACAGUCACUUGAUCUAGUUUUUAUUUAAAAUGAAUAUCUCCCUUCUUUUUCCUUCUCUAGUCCCCAAGUCCACAGAAUUACAGAUUCUGAUACACAAAUACUUUCCAUUUGCACUCAUGGCACAAGCUUAAAGCUAGCUGCAGCCUACCCAACCCCAUCUUCCUUAUUCUCUUUUUCCCCAACAGGCAGUGAGCUUAUCUGCAUAUUUUCUGUCUUGUUGUUAGGCAUACGAUGAAGCUUUUCUAUUUUUGUCUUUCUCUGCCAAGGAAGCUGUCUCAGAAGCAUCAGACUUACAUAUUUCUACAAGUUCAUUUUUAUGUUUGAUCUGUAUAGAAUUUGAGGUUUAAAAUAGGUCACUGGGUGCCUCUAGAGCAUUUCUAAGGAAGUGAGAGCCAUUGCUGAAUCUAGAUUUCAGUGUUUUAACCCUGCACACUGAGCCUGAGAAACUCAGGGUGGAUGGUCGUACUUGCAGGACUAAGGCCAAGAGUAGUAGUCUGUGUCCGUUGUGCUAUGGGUGGGUCUUUGGCUCAAUGUGCACGUUUUAGUAGUAGCAAAGGAAUGUGCCUUAGAACUUGUGAACAAAUAAGUAACUCUAAAUAGUGACAGCCUGAAAGUAAGUUUUGGGUCUGGUGAAAUCAGUGAUAAAACUUUAUCCUUUUCUUUAAUAAAAAUAAAGUAUUAGAUCUGCUGGGGUAAUCUCUGUAGUGCAUUAGCAGAUCUUAGCACUUCCAAAGACCAGAUUUCUGUUUU